Molecule: messenger RNA, 1636 nt
Organism: Antechinus flavipes (yellow-footed antechinus)
Lineage: Eukaryota; Metazoa; Chordata; Mammalia; Dasyuromorphia; Dasyuridae
Product: guanylate-binding protein 1-like
Exons: 4
Coding region: 125-697 (190 amino acids)
Molecular function (GO): GTP binding; GTPase activity
Source: RefSeq, a predicted model, not a curated record
AGCUUUUUGAAAAGUAACAGAAAGAAGAGAGGAGAGAAGAAGAGAAAAGAAGAGAGGAUCUUAGGGAAAGAAAAACAGGAAACUUUAGGAGAGUUUGGCUUGGAGCCUUGUGACACAGGUGACCAUGGCAUUACCAGUGUGCAAGGAAGCCCCAAAGUGUCUGAUGGAAAACAAUGAUGGAGAUCUGAAGGUAAACCCCAAAGCCCCACAGAUUCUAACUUCAAUCAUCAAGCCAAUAGUAGUGGUAGUUUUUGCUGGGCAGCACUCUAUUGGGAAAUCCUACUUGAUGGACUGGCUGGCAGGAUCAAACUCAGUUGAAGAGAUCAAAAGAGAAGCAGCUGAGAAAGAUAAGUUGUUAAAACAGCAACAAGUUGAAAAGCAGCAAAAGAUAGAAGCUCAGCAGAGAAGUUUGGAAGAAAAGAUGAACCAAUUGAAAUGGAAGAUGAUGGAAAAUAGAUACAAGAGGCUGGAAAAAAAUAAUAUGAUGCUGAAAUCUAAGCUGAAGGAACAAGAGAAGCUAAGAAAGGAAGACUUUCAAAAAGAAGUUGCAAAGAUGAAGAAAAAAAUUAAAGGCCUAGAAGCAGAGAAUAAGGAUAUUAAGAAUAAAAAUUCCAGCUGGUGGGGCAAACUUUUAGGUAUAGCUGAAUUUGCAGUGAAGUUUAUGUUCUCUGGUGCAGGAAAAUUUGCUGAGAAGUAGUAAAAGGCAUUAGCCACUUCUUUAUCCAAAUAGGUUUCAGUUUCCCAAAAGAAAAUUAUUGAGUAAUAUUAUCCCACUUUAAAAAAAUAUGGAGUUAAGAUCUCCUUGUGCAUGAAUGUGAAGCUUUUGUAGAAUCAUCCUGCUCCUUCAUACUUAGGUGAGGUCCUUAACAUACAGGCUACCUGGCAUAUCUCAGAGAGAACAAUUGCUCAUUGUUCCUAACAGGACAGUACUUAAAUUCAGGAGAACCUGAGUUCAAAUCUGACAUCAACCAACUUCUAGGACCCUAAGAAAGUCAAUGAAACUCUGUGUUUUAGAUUUCUCAUCAUAAAAUGGGGGUAGCAAUAUAUUCAUAGAUUUUUGUGAGGAUAAAGAGUAAAGUUAUUUUGAAGCCUUAAUAUGCUAUAAAAAUGCUAACUAUUAAUAUUAUGAAAUGCUUUACUCUAGAGAUCUGCCCAAAUUCACACUGAAGAAGUGACUUACACCAAGUACUUUUGAUUGCAAAUAUUUUCUGACCACUCAGAGGUCAACUCUCUUGACCCCUCUUUAGAGAAAAUACAGAAAUUUGCCCUGUGAUACUUAGAUUGUUAAAAGUCCAAGUGGAAUAGUUCCUGAUUUCAAAACCCUCACUUAUACUUUGAAGUUAUCAAUAGAAAGUGUUUGGGGUUAUGAAAUGGGGAAGAUGAUAAUCAGUACCUUGCAUGUUUAGCUUUAUAAUCAUUUAUCAGCUGUCAGUUAUAGAAUGAAAAGUAACUCUGCGACUUAUUGGAAGAUUAUAGACCCAGUGAAAAUGUGUAUAACCAAAGUAUGAGGUAGUCCCAGGGAUAUUCCUGUGUUAGUGGACCUAAGAAGUAUAAUUCUAAUCAUUAUAAAGCAUAUAACCACAUCAAUCAUCUUUAUAAUAAAAUGUAAUGAGCUCCUGAGCUUAUGAUGGCAAAA